This is a messenger RNA of Fusarium tjaetaba, 1164 nucleotides long. RefSeq lists its product as uncharacterized. The transcript is spliced from 4 exons. The record is from RefSeq and is a predicted model, not a curated record. Lineage: Eukaryota; Fungi; Ascomycota; Sordariomycetes; Hypocreales; Nectriaceae. Bases 1 to 1164 code for a protein of 387 amino acids.
AUGAUGGAGUCUAUCCAGUCCCAGAAAUUCGCCUACGUUUUUCUGGCACUGGUCGCCUUACUUGCAAGAUGGUUGUCAACAUUCCUUGCUGCCUGGUUUGGCCUGCGGCUGCUGCACUCCUACGAGGGCCGAGCGUAUACCGAAACUGUGCCACCGAAAGAGGGUUCGGCCCAUAAUACCGAGCCUCAAACAGUCAAAUUUGCUGGUCGGACAAUGGAUCUAACCCUGUUUGCCGUCACUCGAGCCCUCGAUGUCCUUGUUGGUGAUCUGUGGGCGAGGCACAAGGCCCGUCGUCUGGCCUCCAACAGGUGGUCCAAGGCUGAACGAUUUCUCUCCAAGUUUGUUGAUCCCCUUGUCUUUGCAGCUUCAUCGGGCCUUGUUAUGUGGGCUUGGUUCUAUCAUCCCAGCCGUUUGCCCCGCAGCUACAACAAAUGGAUCACUUCGGCAGCUUCCGUGGACUUAAGGCUCAUCGAAGCCCUUCGGCGGUGCCAUUCAGGCGAGUUUCAGUACGGCAAGGAGACUGGUCAGGCACAUCUCCUUCAAGGCAUGUGUGUGGACUACGAGUGGCCACUUGCCUGGGGAGAUCCUGCGGUAGUUGUUCCCAUACCUUGCCAGAUGGUGCACAUGUCCAGCGGGCCUUCAUGCGAGUACCAUGCUGCAAGCCGCUUCUUUCGUGCCUGGAAGUGGUCGAUGGCUACGUACUUGCCCCUGACACUCGCUCUCGCUCUUCGAAACCCCUCUCGCAAAGCUCUGCGUCGAGCCAUAAUCUCGUCUUGCCGUUCCUCUAGUUUCCUCGCCACCUUCAUCACACUCUUCUACUAUGGAGUCUGUUUGAGCCGCACACGCAUCGGGCCUCGUCUUCCUGGCGGCACAACCAUUGAGCGUCGUCAGAGCAUGGAUAGUGGGAUCUGCGUUGGCACGGGUUGCCUGCUUUGUGGCUGGAGUAUCAUGAUUGAAACAGAGAGCCGGCGAAAGGAUAUUGCGCUCUUUGUUGCCCCUCGUGCCUUGGCCACUGUUCUACCUCGACGGUAUUCUUUGGACAAGGAGUGGCGAGAGAGACUUGUGUUCGCCGCCAGUACUGCCGUCGUCUUUACGUGCGUGGCAGAGAACCCCGAUCGAGUGAGGGGAGUCUUUGGAAAACUGCUCAAGAUGGUUCUUAUCUAA